Rhagoletis zephyria (snowberry fruit fly) is the source of this 1861-nucleotide messenger RNA. RefSeq lists its product as uncharacterized. The record is from RefSeq and is a predicted model, not a curated record. Lineage: Eukaryota; Metazoa; Arthropoda; Insecta; Diptera; Tephritidae.
AAGCUAAAGCCAAGGCCAAAAUGGCGUCGCCGACGAACAAGUCGGUGGCGACAUGUGCUUUUUCUGCCGAAGCAGAAAGUAGCACGGCCAAAAAACCAAAAAUAUUAAUUAAUGACGACGUAACAGGCUUUUAUGAACUAUCGAAUGAUGGUUUAAGAAAAAUCUGUUCAGAAAAAAAAUCUUUUGAAAAAUCCGAUGUGUCUGGUGACAUGGAGACAGAUUAUAGCGUUGAGAAAAAUAUAGAAAAAAUAACGGAAGUUCUUAAUGUGGCUGAAGAGGGCGAAUUGGCGCCAAAAGCAAAAAAUGACAAGCAAGAAUCAUCAAUUCUUGUGAAAUACCCGCCAAACUUCAAAGGCGAAAUUUUCCUGCUGGUUGACUCGUCUGGGUGCCAAGCGAUGAAUAAUGAUAAAAUUACUACUGGCCUAACCCUCCUCAGCCAGAUUAAGGACCUCAAAGUACAGGACCUUGAUCUCAUUUAUGCGAUAGGUAGAUCUCUAUAUAAAGUUACUUUCACUAACGUCUAUGCGGCAAACAGCUUUCUGUUGGAUAACAGAAUAAGGAAGAGGGGUUUAAAGCCAUUCCUACCCAGAUCAGCUCUUGAAACUUAUGGUGUGGUACGUGGUGUACCGGUAUGCUUCAGUGAUUAUGACAUUCUUAAAAAUUCAAGAUCUGCAGCCACAAUUGUGUCUGUUAUGCGAUUCAAACGCAAAGACCCUGCAGGCGACAACUACUCUCCCACUACAACAAUAAAGAUAGGCUUCGCAGGCAAUGACGUCCCCAAAGAAAUCAUUUUUGAGCAUACAAAACUCAACGUAGACAUAUACAUUCCUCCGCUGAGGCAAUGUGUAAAUUGUGGCAGAUUAGGUCACACCAAAUUAGGGUGUAAAUCCAAAAAAAGAUGCCUGCAAUGUGGCAAAAUAGAAUGCAACAACAAUGAAUGCGAAACCAACUCAUGUAUUCUCUGUGGUAGGAACGGCCAUAGUGCUAAAGAUAAGGACAGAUGCCCACAUUGGGAAAAGGAGAUGUCGGUGAACCGCAUCAAGACUGUUAAAAAAUUGACAAGGAAAGAGGUGCUAGACACUUACUUUCCAAAAAAUUCCAAUCGCUUUGAUAUACUAGAAAAUGAAGAUGUAAAUUUCCCGCCUAUGACAAAAGAAAACUGCUUUGUCGACACGACUGAACACAUUAAUAGAAAUUUCACUAAAAGAAAAUACAGCUACAGGGUAAAAAAUGGUCGUGAAAGAGAGUUUCAAAAAAAAAGCGACAAUCAUAUUGUUCAAACAAAACCCAAAACCACUCCCAACCCGGUUUACAAUUCGCUUGCAUACCAAAAAAAUAUGGUAACUCAGUUUGAAAGACUGAUAGCGGAAAUUCUCAAAAUCACCCAAAACUUAACUAUUGAAAAUAGUGACUCAAGCAGUUUUCAGCAAAUUCAGCAGUUAAAGAACCAAUUCGAACGUAUCCUAGUCAGGAGAGACGAACUUGAAAUUAAAGAGUCUCUAAUUUCACCUGAUAAACCAUAAUGAAGUUUCUUCAAUACAAUUGCCAAUCGUUAAAAGCAAAUAUUGAUACGAUUGAGUACUACAUUAAUAAAUACAAUGUAGAAAUCGUCGCUCUUAGCGAAAUUUUCUUCUCUAAGCGCUCGCCCCAUAGGAAACUAAUAAAUUUUAACAUAAUCAAAAAGCAUAGAAGUGAUGGGUAUGGCGGUGUUGCCAUAGCUCUAAGAAAAAAUAUAAAAUUCAAAAAAAUUACAUACAACACAGAUAGUGACAUAAUUAUCAUCAAAACCCUCAAUCUAGAACCGAAUGUUGUAAUCUGUUCUGCAUAUUUCCCACCAAGUGUAAGCAUAAACAGUUUCAAA